Molecule: messenger RNA, 1422 nt
Organism: Peronospora matthiolae
Lineage: Eukaryota; Oomycota; Peronosporomycetes; Peronosporales; Peronosporaceae
Source: the annotation of a GenBank genome assembly
AUGCUGUCUCAUACUCGACCAGCACGCAUCGUCAUCUCUCUGGUGUUUGCUCUCGCGUCGCUGCAAAGCUGUCUUACCCAUGCUGCUUCUGUGGUCACUGGUACACCGCGCGGAUUUGCUUUCGGCACAACGGGAGGAGGCAAUGCUGCACCUGUGUAUCCGACCAGCAUCAGGGAUCUCAAAACCUUCCUGAGUGAUGAGCAGCCGCGAGUUAUUGUUCUCAAACAAGCGUUCAACUUUGUCAAGACCGAGGGGUCCACGACGGAGGAGGGUUGCCGCCCGAUGCACAACCUCAACUGUAUUGCGAAGAAGAGCGGCUUCCGGGGGCAAGACGCCAUUCAGCCAAGCUUUAGCAAGUGUGAUGGCUCAAAAGUGAGCGUCACGUACGACAACGCAGCUAACACCCCACUUCUUGUUGGUAGCAACAAGACGCUAGUGGGCGAUGGCAUGAAAGGUGUGCUGAACGGCAAGGGUCUCAUCAUUAGUGGCAGCAAUGUCAUCGUUCAGAAUAUCCACAUUACGAACUUGAACCCGCACGUCAUAUGGGGCGGUGAUGCCAUCACUAUCCGAGGAGCCUCAACGGAUGUUGUUCCGAAGGGUAUUUGGCUCGACCACAUCAAGGUGUCAAACAUCGGACGUCAGAUGAUCGUGAUAAACUUUUCCGGCGCGACAGGUGUCACGAUCAGCAACUCCGACUUUGAUGGUCGCACCAAAUACUCUACGUCUUGUGACGGGCGGCACUACUGGGGCUUCUUGUUUCUGGGUAAACACACGGAGAUGAGUCUGUUGGGAAACUAUCUGCAUCAGAUUUCAGGGCGCUCACCGAAGGUCGGAGGCAGCGAAACAGAUGCUGUUUUCCUUCAUGCCGCCAACAACUACUUUGAAGACAACUCAGACCACGCCUUCGAUACAACUACGGGUGCAAUCGUCCUAGCGGAAGGCAACUACUUUGACUCUGUCAAGACACCGAUCGCACAUAGCACGAAAGGAAGCUUUUUGGCGCCGAAUGCCGGUGUCGACUGUAAGGCUAAACUCGGCCGCAGUUGCGUGCCGAACGUGCUUACAAAAAGCGGGACGCUCUCCAGCAUUUCAGGAGACGCCGUGGAGACUAAGAUCAGCAACUUGAAGGUGCAUCUCCGUGCGAUUAAGGUGCGCACAGCGGCGAAACUUGCAGUUGCGUCUGGUAAUUUUGGUGUUGGUGCUUUCGACAACGAUAGUUCCGAUCAGACGAGUCCUAUCCAGGAGUCAGUUGAGACGGGUCCCAUCCAGGAGUCAGUUGAGAUGAGUCCUAUCCAGGAGUCAGUUGAGACGAGUCCCAUCGAGAAGUCAGUUGAGAUGAGUCCUAUCCAGGAGUCAGUUGAGACGAGUCCCAUCCAGGAGUCAGUUGAGACGAGUCCCAUUGAGGAGUCAGUGGCGUUGUAG